AUGCGCGCCUUUGGAUCUAUCGCAGUCAUGGCGACGCUGCUCGCUGCCAAUGCCUACGCAAGUCUUGUUGUACCCGCGAAAGUGGAAGAAAGAGCUUUGGAAUGGGUCAUCAAGCCGAAGAUGUUCAUCAUAAGCAUGUUCGGACCGGAAGCCGAAGCUUGGUACGGCAUACCCGAGUUCGACAUCCUAGCCAUCAACAUCACCGUGCCUGGCUUCUCCCCGCUGUACCCCGAUGCGCACUGCACGGCGAACGGCGACGUGUGUCAGCUCACCACGGGGGAGAGCGAGAUCAAUGCUGCCGUCACCAUUGCGUCGCUGGUACGCUCGGAGCGCUUCGACCUUACGAGCACCUACUUCAUGGUUGCUGGUAUCGCGGGUGUGAACCCAGAAGUCGCCACCAUCUGCUCCGUCACAUUCGCUCGCUAUGCCGUGCAAGUGGCGCUGCAGUACGAGUUCGCGCAGUCUGACAUCCCGGCCAACUUCACGAGCGGGUAUAUCCCGCAGGGCUCUACCGUCAACGACGAGUACCCCCAGUCCAUCUACGGAACCGAGGUCUUUGAGUUCAACCAGAACCUUCAGAAGAUGGCAGCUGGCUUCGCCCGCAAGGCGACACUGAACGACAGCGAAGCCGCUGUUGCGUACCGAGCCAACUACGCAGCAGCUUCUGCCUAUGCUGCUGGUGCCGCCGCGCCGUCGGUGGUAGAGUGCGAUGUCGCGACUUCAGAUGUUUACUACUCUGGUAACACACUCUCGACAGCGUUCGGCAACUACACUACUCUUGUCACAAAUGGCACCGGUGUCUACUGCACCACUGCGCAAGAGGACAACGCCACUGGAGAGGCACUACUCCGCGCCGCUAUUCAGAAGCUCAUAGACUUCUCCCGAAUCAUCGUCAUGCGCACUGCCUCCGACUUUGACCGGCCUUUUCCAGGCGAAGCUGCCACCACGAACUUGCUCUACGCCGACCAGGGAGGCUUCGAGCCUGCUGUGAUGAACAUCUACCUCGCUGGCGUACAGGUGGUGACUGGGAUUUUGGAUGGCUGGAACAGCACGUUCGCAGCUGGCGUCAAUGCUAGCAACUACAUCGGCGACAUAUUCGGCACCCUGGGUGGUGAGCCGGACUUCGGCCCGUAUACGUACGACAACAACCCUGUCAAGCGAAGUGUCAAGGGCAAGAGGAAUGUGCCGGUCAAUGUCCGCAGCAAUCGAAGAUAUAUAUAA
Messenger RNA from Anthostomella pinea, 1221 nucleotides. The record is from the annotation of a GenBank genome assembly. NCBI's taxonomy places the organism in Eukaryota, Fungi, Ascomycota, Sordariomycetes, Xylariales, Xylariaceae.